AUGGGAGAAAACACAACUGAAACCAUUCAAGCAGUUGCUACAACUGCUGGAAAAGAACUGAUUUCACCUUCUCAUCCUUAUUUUAUUGCUCCUUCUGAUUCCCCAGGAAUUUUGCUUGUCAAGACAGCCUUUGAUGGGAAAGGAUUUGCUGGAUGGAGGAAAGGGGUAUUGACUGCUCUCACAGCCAAAAACAAGGAUGGUUUUAUUGAUGGAACAACUUCUGAACCAACUGAUGAUGCAGAUCUGCACAAGCCUUGGGGAAGAGCUAACAACAUGGUUAUUUCAUGGCUUUUGAACUCUCUUUCAAGGGAAAUUUCUGAGAGUGUGAUAUACUCUUCUACAACCAAGGAUCUUUGGUCUGAUUUAGAAGCAAGAUUUAGUCAAAGUUGUGGUGCUAAGCUUUUUCAACUCCAGAAGGAGUUGAGUGAUCUUGUGCAAGGGGCUAAUGACAUAGCAGCCUAUUACACAAAGAUCAAACGACUAUGGGAUGAACUUGAUGCACUUGACAUUUACACCAUUUGCAGCUGCAACUCAAAAGAUAAUAUAUUGAAGAUCUCCCUUUUGCCUACUGUUGCUAAUGCCUAUGCUUUGCUUGUUCAAGAAGAAAAGCAGAGAGAAUUUCACAACACCCCUAUGUAUCCUGAUGAGAGUUCAUAA
Messenger RNA from Lycium ferocissimum, 657 nucleotides. RefSeq lists its product as uncharacterized. Bases 1 to 657 code for a protein of 218 amino acids. Lineage: Eukaryota; Viridiplantae; Streptophyta; Magnoliopsida; Solanales; Solanaceae. The transcript has 2 exons. The record is from RefSeq and is a predicted model, not a curated record.